AUUGAUAUUUUCGAACCUCUUCGAUACAGUUCGAUAAAAUUCAAAAUGGGAGCGACGUUAGAUCUUCGGUUUUUAUCAACAUGAAUUCCUCCAUAAAUUUAAGCGUUUCUAAUUGUUAUUCGUGUGCUUUUGAUAACUAUUUUUGUUAGGAACAGCUAUUAAUACAAAAUUGCUCAUAAUGUGGUUCAUAUUAUUCGCAGUUUUUACCUUUAAACUAAUGUGUAUUUUUAUCUUUGUUAUCUAUUGCGUUGUCACUUUUCUUCUGGUUAUGUAUAAUGCUCAAACUGAGGAACUGAGAAGAUGUAUCGUACCCCAAGAUACAAACUUGGAUGUGAAAUUUCCGACUGGAAGUCGCGAGAGCGUAGAUGAUAAAUUGGAAGUGUUAACGGAAAAGCUUACAGAAAAAGAACGCGUGUUACAGAAAUCGCAAUGUGAAAUAAAAAAUGCAGAAAAGGCGUUAACUGAUCUGGAAAAUAAAACAUCGUCCUGCCGAGAUCGAUAUCGCUCGUUGAUGAUCGAAUUAAAAAAGGACAUUCGAGAAACUGAGGAUGAGGUGAGAACGCUGCAAAAUCAAAUAUCGAAUUUAUCGAUUCGACGAGAAGCUCUUAGGAGCGAGGCAUUAAAGCAACAAGAAGAUUAUCAGAAAAUGCUGAGUGGGUUUUCCAAGGAAUUGGAAAGUAAAAAAACAUUAUUCUCUUCUGGUAUCGAGAAAUCAAGACACCAUCGUGUGAGUUGUUUCAGUUUACCAUGAAAAAUUUCAUCGACUUUUCUGUAUAUAUAAUAAUUAUUUUUAAUCAAAGAACAAAAAUUAGAGUGAGUAAUUAAAGAGUGCCACUAAAUGUUGCUUUGUCGAAAAUCGUCGUAGUAUCGAAUGAUUAAGAAAAGAGCUUUUUUUUUCAAUCGGAUCAUAAUUUUUAUUUAAUAAUCGCAAUAUAUACAUUCGAGUAAAUGAUCAGUAUGGAAGUUCCUUUGCGUUCAAUCGCAUGGUACAAAUUAACAUUGAGAAAUUAAAAUUUAAUUCGAGUGACAAAUGGAUUUCGAUUACGCGUAUGAAUUAUACUUUUCGGAUUGAGACAAAAAAUGCAAAAUAGAUUACAUCUAUUUUAUCAAUUAACGUAUUGAUUGCCGAUGAUUGUAGAUAUUUUCGAUGAAGUAGAUAAUUUUUAAAGAUAACCAGGACACUGUACUAAAGUUUAAACAUUAAAUAAUAUAGAACGUAUUAUAUGAUAAGAAAGUAAAGCAAGAAUCAAGAAUCAUAAAAGUAAUUUUUACAAGCAGUACGAUAUAUCGAAGUCAGAAGAAUACUUAAUUCUUAAAACAGACCUCUUUACUUCAUUUUGUUUGGAGAUAGAAAAAAUAUUUUAUAUACUCAAUUUAUUGAAAUGAGAAUAAAAAUAAGGAGGUCA
Messenger RNA from Bombus huntii, 1406 nucleotides. RefSeq lists its product as uncharacterized. Bases 179 to 751 code for a protein of 190 amino acids. NCBI's taxonomy places the organism in Eukaryota, Metazoa, Arthropoda, Insecta, Hymenoptera, Apidae. The record is from RefSeq and is a predicted model, not a curated record. The transcript is spliced from 8 exons.